CCCCUGGGUGCGCGCACGCACGCAGCCAUUGCCUCCUCCCUCCGCCGUUCUCUUCCGAGUUAUGUAACGGCGCUGCGCGCUCUCGCCCCGCCGAGGCCCAAUGGCGAGCGGACUGGAGGGGGAGGGGGGAGGCCGUGCGUGCGCGCUCUCGCAGGCUCAGGCGCGGCCCCGCGGCAGUGCGUGCGCGCUCACUCGCCCCCUCCCCCAGUCUUUCUGUCUCGGCCGUCGCGGUCGCCUUUUUUCAUCCUUCCGUCCCCCCACUUGCUCGCGUGAGGUGCUCGCAGCGGACCGGCCCCCGCUGAACUCGCCAUGGCUGACGAGAAGCCCAAGGUGAGCGAAGGCGGCGGGGAGCGGAGGCAACGGAGCCGGCGGGGACGGAGGCGGCGCAGCGUCGGCUCCGCCGCGCCGGUUCUUGCGCGCCAUUUUCCACCCCUCCCCCUCUCCGCCUUAAUCGGAUUUCUUUCUAGGGGGAGGGGGAGGAAGGGAUGGGGGUGCCCCCUCGAGGAGCUCGCCUUUCCUUACAGCGGCGAGCCUCCCUUGCCCCUGCGGAGGGCUGCGGAACGGCCCCUUCCCUCUCGGGUUUCUGUUGUUGAUGUUGUGGCCCCCUCCCUUUGCAAGAAAGAGGCGCUAGUCCCUCGUGUGCUGGGCGCCGUCCGCAGCUUUAUUGACCGGCGAGGGGGGUGGCGAUGGCGAUGGGAAGGCCCCUCUUUGUGUCGCUUCCUUCCGGGCCGCCCUGCACGCUGCUUGCUGUCCUCCUGAAGUGGCCCUGGGCGGCAGGUAACCCCUCUUUCUCUCCCCGCUUCCCGCGGAGGUAACUGGCCUCUGGGUGGCCUGGCUUUUCCUUUUCCUCCCUCCUUCCUUCCUUCCCUCCCUCCUUUUCCGACGUACGCCUCGUUUUAAAUGUGACUUCGGAGGCGCCAAAACGUUGGCUGCGCGAAAAACCCCUUUCCUCUCGCGGACUCCGCGGGAUCCCGCCCGCCGCUCAAGGCGGUUGAACAGAGGAACGUUACUAUUAUUUUUUUUACAAAAGGGGGCGACGGUGGUGGUGUUCUGUGCGUGCGUGCCUUUUGGAUGGAGUUUGCUUUGUGUGCGGGAGUGUGCAAGGGCGAGAUCGGAGGUGUGGGGCUUCGCUGCUGCGCCUUCCAGGAGCUCUCUGCAAAGCCUUGCAGCGUGAGGGCCCUGUGGCGCCUGUGGUUUUUGUAUUUUUGUGCGUGUGUCUGAGGUGCAUCGGAGGUAGGCCAUAGGGAACGUCUGUUGUGUGGAGUCGGGCGUACUGUGAACUUAAUGGGAUGGUCAUAGUCAUGGGUUCUUCAAAGGUACGAGUUGUACCAUGAGGCUCUGAGCUCGUAGCGAUCAGAAAUAGGGAAUGAUCCUAAGGUCAAACGAUGCCCUUUUAAGUGGCACCCCAGCAUACCUGCAUAGCUUACAGUAUAGUAUGGAGGAACCUUACCCAGACCCAGACUAGUAGGUGCUAUGUACUUUUAAAAAAUGGUGGGCAUGCUUGCAAAGUAACUUUUUGUUUCUUAAGUUCCUUAAGAUAAAAGCUAAAAAGCUCUUAAGGUGUCUUCAUGGUGGUGGUGGUGGUAGUUGUUUUUUAACCCUGUUGAGUGAGAGAAGAUAAGCACAUUUUAAGAUACAUUAUUUUUCUUUUCCUCUUAUUUAUUAUAUUUAUAUCCAGUGUUUCUGCCGAUUAAUUUAAGGUGGAUUGCAUCCCCCCCCCAAUUUGAUCCCCAUAACAACCCAGUGAAAUAGUUUAAGGCUGAGACAGUAACUAGCUCAAUAACACCCUGUGAAGUUUAUGGCAGAGGAGAUUUGAACCCUAAACCCAGAUCCAAAACUUAGCUAAGAAAAUGUCUUUUUUCUUUCUUUCUUUCUUUCCUUUUUUUUUUGCAGUGCUGGAGUUAUUUUAAGAAAGAAAAAGAGAAGUAGUUCUGUUCUCAUUAUGCUAAAGGGACAGAAUAAAACAAUAAUUGCAUGCAUUAUGAGGCUGUGCUUCAGAGUUGUGUACAUAAAUACACUAGAACAAUAACUUAAUGCUUGCCUUUAGUUUAAAUAAAGCAAGAGAGGUGUUGGUAAUUGUCAGGUCUGUAGCUAAAGCUCCAAGAAUAGCUGUAGCUUUCCUAAGAAGGAUAAAAUUAACUAUUGUGCUCUUUACAGCUGCAUGCUGCUGCCUUAACCUUUAAAACUCUUUCCCCAUAUAGUAAGUCAAGAGCACUUUGGCUCUUAAAUUCCUCAUUAUAUGGUGCUGGUCAGUUUUAUUGGGUGAUUUAAAAUGAAAUGUCUGAGUAGGUAAGCCCCACUGAGCUCACUUGUGCUUACUUCCAGGUAAGUUUGUGUAGAAUUGCAAACUUAAUGAGGUUUGUUAGUUUUAGUAUUGCCAUGUAUUGUUGUGAAUCUUGUAUAGUAGAUAAAUCAAGUGAAAUCUAUGUUUAGUUCAGAACACAAAGCAUAGAAAUAGUUGCAGUGAUCUAAUUGACCUGUCUACUAUGGACCAUUUGUUAGUUGGCAACAGCCCACUAAAACCACUUACUAAUGAAUGAUAUUUCUGAAACAGAGCUGUAGUGGCUAGUCUUUGAGAACUCUGGUUGUGAUAAUGCGUAUUGAACUUGAGGAUUCAUUACUAGAUGGAAUAACUUUAAAAUCAUUAUGCUUUUUUUUCCCGUACAGGAAGGUGUGAAGACUGAAAAUAAUGACCACAUUAAUCUGAAGGUUGCAGGGCAAGAUGGAUCUGUGGUGCAGUUUAAGAUUAAAAGGCAUACACCACUUAGCAAACUAAUGAAAGCCUAUUGUGAACGACAGGUGAGAAGACUGUAUGAAUACUCAAAGAAACAUUUUGAGGCACCUUCAUGCCUAUUAACCCUGUAAUAAACAUGUACAAUUGUACAUGUAAUGAAAGUGCAUCCUUUCAUGAUCUUCAGUACAGAGGUACCUCGGAUUAAGAACUUGAUUCGUUCUGGAGGUCUGUUCUUAACCUGAAACUGUUCUUAACCUGAAGCACCACUUUAGCUAAUGGGACCUCCUGCUGCCGCCGCGCCACCACAGUACGAUUUCUAUUCUCAUCCUGAAGCAAAGUUCUUUACCCGAGGUAAUAUUUCUGGGUUAGUGGAGUCUGUAACCUGAAGCAUAUGUAACCCAAGGUACCACUGUACUCUCAAGGAAAAGGUUCAUUCUCAGUUCAGCUUUCUCCAUAGCUCCCACCUAUUUAGAAGAAAAGUGCUACAUUCCUUUUGGGGUUUUCCAGCUUGGUGAACGAAGCAAAAACAGAAAACAAAACAGAAGAAAGCGAGUCUAGGCAUUUUGGUGCUGAUAGUUAACUUUUAUAGUAUUUGCUUUUGUAUUGUUUGGAAUAAUUUUAUUAUAGCAGGUUGAGGUAGUAUUAAGUUAUGACACCUGUUUUUGCAGUUGAGUUUGGGGAAACUUAUACAGUGUUUUCAUCUUAUGGUCUGUUUUCCACUCUUCUGGCUUGGAAAUAAAUCUGCUUCAAGAGGUGCAUACUUCCUUAUUGCAGCUUUAGAAAACUUAAGACUACCACAACCUAGUAAAUAAAAUGGGAACAAUUUUCAUAGUAAUAAGGCAAUGUAAGAAUAUUAACACAAAACAUUUGAAUAUUUUGAGAUUCUGUACAUGUCACGGUGAAGUUGGUCUCUGAAGUUAGCUUGCUCUACCACUUGUUAUUAACAUGGUUAGGGCAUAGCACUUAUAUUCACAAACUUUAGAUAUGAUGCAAGUUGUGAACAAUAGUUAUCCUGUUAAGCUUUCACUGAAGGACUGUGAACAGACUUCACCCUAAGGUUUGUGCUAGACUGAGUGCUUUGCUUACACUGCAGUCUUCUCAAAAUUGUGUUGUGGCUUUACCAUAGAGUGGUAAGCUAGCUCUGUCUUUUGCAGAAGCUUGUGUCUUAAGCUGAGGAUGAGGGAUAAGUUUUGGAUGAAAGAAACUGUUGGUCAUUCUGCGAAUACUUCAGUGGAACAUUCAACCUCAUUUUAGUAGACUUUCAUGUAAUUGUUGAGGAGCAAGAACAUGGCAGUCUUCCAACAUAAUGCUUGCUAAAGAUAUUCUACAGUGGUACCUCGGGUUACAUACGCUUCAGGUUACAUACGCUUCAGGUUACAGACUCCACUAACCCAGAAAUAUUACCUCGGGUUAAGAACUUUGCUUCAGGAUGAGAACAGAAAUCGUGCAGUGGCAGCGGGAGGCCCCAUAAGCUAAAGUUGUGCUUCAGGUUAAGAACAGUUUCAGGUUAAGAACAGACCUCCAGAAUGAAUUCAGUUCUUAACCCGAGGUACCACUGUAUAUCCAAGCAUCACUAAACACUGAAAGUAUAAUACAAAAUAUGCAAAUAAAUGAUGAGACUAAGGUGUAGCAUUUCAUGAGGACAAAGGAAAAUAACUUAGGAAAAUGGUAAGACAGGAUCAUUGAUGCAUUGGAUCAAGCAGGUACAGAAUUAUGCAUGGUACGCAGCAGAGGUCCACAAGUUCUUGCUAUGGCAAGCAUAAGUAACCCCAACACCUCUGAUGCACAGUGAGACAAUCUCUUUUUUGUCCCUAUAUCCACGCUUGGAAGGAGAGAUGGGACUACUUUGUGCUUUGCUGGGCCUUCCCAAUGUUAUGGAAGCACUGCACAACAAGGAUGAAUUCCAAAGCUGAAGACUAUUCCUGACCCAUAGUAUAUGUCAGACGCAAGAUUCCUUCCCAUGUUGCAGGAGUAAGAGCUGGAUGCUUGUUGACCCCGUGGGCUAGGUUUGACAGGGCUGACCACCUAUCAAUCACCUAAUAUGUCACAGUGAUGUCCUGUGACCUGUUUUUGCCCAUGCAUUUGAUAUCAAACCAUAAGAGCAAAGGCAUGAUGUCUUGCUACCCCUGACCCUUUACCUGCACCAUGCCUGAUGUCUUGUGAUUUCAAGUGCAAGUAAACGUUGCUUGAUCACAAUGGCUACACAGUGCAAAUGUGGAAGUCUUGUGGGCCUCACUGCUGCCAUAUUGUAAGGUGGGCACAUACCUGAUUACUGCAAAUUUGACUGGAGAAAAUUGUGGAUGUGAGAAGGUUUUGUGUUUGUUUUUUUAAAAAAGUCCUAAAUUGCCAGUCUUCCCUAUGAGAAUCUGUUUCUAGCCUAAAAUGUGGGGGUAAAAAAAAUAUGACAUGGUUUAGAGAAAAUCUCUAAGCAGUUUAAUUAAAACAGCAGAAUAAUAAUAAUAAUAAAGCAUUAUUAGUUAUAAAAUGAGCACACAAGAAAUGUAGCUUUGGCCUUUGGUGCUGAAAGUAACAAUUGGGCUAAAGUACAGUAUGUUACAAGUGACAAAUUCCUACUUGUGGUAGAAUGUGUCAGUUCAUGUAGUUAAGUGGCAGCCCUAAAAGUAUGCAGCAAAGCAGUGGGUUAAAGCGGGCAGAGCAGUUUGGAUUUACAAUAUAUGGGCUUAGUCAUGAUAGUUUAUUUUACUUCUGGACUAACUGGAAGUAAGGACCAGUGCACACUCAUUCAAGGUAACAAUGCUCGUACCUAAGGUUCUAUCUCAUCUUCACAUUGUUUCAAAAACAUACCCAAAUAAUAAUUAGGCAUAUUUAGUAUGCACAGAUUAUAGGAUCAGUUCUAUAACUUUUCAAGAUUUCUAGCCCAUGUAAUAUUUUGGGAGCAAACCUUGGCUUCUAUUUUGGUAAUUGAAGCUUCCUAGUGGCCAAAAUGAUGGUAUAACCAAAAAAAUGAGAGAGGAACUGCACUUAAGUGGAAAAAAGAUAAUUUUAAACUUAAUAUACAGCCUUGACAUAGCUUACUCGGAAAUGCUUUUGUUGUGCCUUGCAGAACUCAUAAGUGCAGAAACAGCGGUUUUGUUAGAUGUUUGCAAUGCAGUGCAAUAAACCUAGAAAAAUAUUCUUGUUUCUCUGCUUUGGCUGUGGGUGAAAUUCAGUGUAGCAUUAUUACAAAUACUCUGACUGCAGAAGCAUUGCCGCUUGCCAGAUGGAACUGUCGCUCCCCCCCCCAUGCUGUUUGUGGGGUUCUACCACCAGCAGCCAAUUUUGAGGGGUGGGGAGGGAGAGACCUGUCAUACAAGAGGAAGUCCUUGCACAGGGCUUCCACUAAUGGGGUACAUUAAGUGAAUCCUGCUAUCCUUCUGAAAUGUCAGUCCUUCUGAGACUUGCCACCUUAAAGUCUCAUUCAAGUUUACUCCCAAUUGUGAUCUGAAAUCACUGCUUUUGGACUUGAAAAUUUAUCUAGCAUCUCCUACAUGCUACCAGUAGGGGCACUGCUGAACACCUUUAUUACACAAGCAACACUUAAUUUACCGCUCAAUAAUUGUAUUUUGGUAUACUUUUCGUAAAUGCAAAGAUUGGUAAAAUAAGUAUGAUGGCUUGUGGUAGCUGUUUGGCUCAGCUGAUAAGUAAUUGAGACCCUUCCUUUUUUAAAUUUGUAUUUAUGUAGGGUUUGUCAAUGAGGCAAAUCAGAUUCCGGUUUGAUGGGCAGCCAAUCAAUGAAACAGAUACACCUGCACAGGUAAGAAAAAAGCUGCCAAAGUUUCUGCUAGAGUGAAAACAGAAAAUAAGAAUACAAAUAUCAGCUACGAAAUAGUUUAAUACUAAAUCUUAUCCAUGUUAAUAGGUAGGUCAUGCUGAUUUGCAACUAACACUGUGGUAUGUAGAACACUUAUUCAGUUAGUUGCCAAAUGCAACAAUUAAAUUUUUUUUUAGAUUUUAUGUCCCUAGUUCUUGAUAAUCGGGUCCUGCAUGCAGUUUGCGACAACCUAAAAGUACAAUUUGAAUUUUACCCAAUUCUCCCUGUGCCAUCCUAAUACUUUAGCCUUCAUUGCAGGUGUAGGGAGUUUUAAUCUGAUCCCUGUACAGUAAUACAUUAUUAUUGUUACGGAUUCACCAUCCUGACAAGUGAAUAGUACAAUUCUUCUGUCUUAAUUACAGAAAAUGCACUUAAGUUUACUAUAAUUAACUCUGGAUUAUUAAUCUCUGUUGGCUUCGAUUCAAAAGUGUCUUGCACAAGUGGAAAGAAGACACUUGCAUGCAGACAAGAUAGCCUUUCCUGAAUUCUGUCAGUCUUCCUAUCCUGCAGUAGCGCUCUCCCCUUCCCCCCGCAUGCCCAUACUAUGCCAUUCUGGAGGGGCCUUUGCUCCCUAUGGAGUGGCUUUUGAGAGACACCUGGGACUCCACUGGGAAAGGUAAACCAGGAAAUUCCCGUUGCACAAGCUCUGUGCCAUUUGUGCUUCUGUUGAUCCAAUCCAUUGAGUCUGGCAGUACCAACAGAAUUCAGUUCACUCAUUCUGUAAUGCAACCUUGUUUUCUAGUUUAGGUACAUUAGUGGACUUCGUGUUACAACCACAGUGCAAUCUUUAGGCUCUUGUAUUUGCUUGUAGUUCUCUUUAGAGCAGGAGAAAUGCAAAUAAAAAUGUUUUGAUUGUGUCAUUUGUUGUAUUUUGAAUUGAAUUUUAAAUCUUUUCAAUGCAGUUGGAAAUGGAGGACGAAGAUACAAUUGAUGUGUUCCAGCAGCAGACAGGAGGAGUCUACUAAAAGAGAACCAAACUCCCUUUCCCACAGACAACACAUUCACAAUUAGAAAAACGAGACUUGGUUCAGCCACAUCUUGACUACUGCAGUAUAGCUUUCUCUCUCUGAUUUCUUUUCCUAUUCCUUCUAUUGUACAUAACGUAACUGGUGUAUGUGCACAGACAUGCAUAUUUUUUUUAACUAAAUGGCCAAUGGUAUGUUUUGAUCAACAUCAUAUGGAGAUGGGGUGGUAAAAACAAACUGGUCUGUGAAAAUGCCCCAUUCCUCCAUGGCAUGCUCCUCUAACUUUUAUCUUUAUAUUCCAGUAAGUUAUUUUGCUCUCAUUGUUGAAAAACAAAAACCUUGCAUACCUUAUUUGAUUGGAUAAUUUCAAUGUUUUUCUUUUAUCGUUGUACAACCAAGGACGAUUUUAUAACUUUUUUGUACGUAGCUGUUACAUGUAGAGCAAUCUGUCUUUAAGUAGGGGUAAAUUACUCUAAACAAAAAUUUGAUCUUGGAUAGUUUUCCCUUCAAGUAAAGCGUCUUGUUGUUUAAAUAAACUUCUUGUUUAAAAUAAGCUUAUUUUUCUGUGUUGUGAUAACAUUUAAACUUGGGAUGAGUCAGCUGAUGUGGCAGACACUGAAUCCACUAGUUACUUGCUGUUGUUUCAUCAAAUUGCUUGCCCAGUUAUUAUGCUGCCCCCUACUGUCUAGAGCAGAGUAAAAUUGUCAGAGGCAGAGAGACAGACUUUUAUCCUUUUUUAAAAAAAGAAUAGCUCUUGUACUGGAAACCUUGGAAAGAAAUGCCAAGGUUUCUACAAUAGAUAGCCAGAUGAAAAUGUUUUGCUUGUGUUUCAUAGAAUCAUAGAGUUGGAAGGGACCACAAGGGUCAUCUAGAUCAACCCCUUGCAAUGCAGGAAACCUGUCCAACAUUGGGUCAGACCCAUGACUGAGAUUAAGAGUCUCAUGCUCUACCAACUGAGCUAUCCCAAGUAUAUACAAAAGGAAACCAGCUGGCACGCACCUUUAUAUUUGUGUAUAAUUGACAGGCUGUUCUGAAAGACUACAGUCAAACAAUAUGUAAUGUGGGUGAUCUGUGGCUAGGUUCCUUCGAGGCUUUUUAGUGAUUAUCCAUCCUCACACAGCUACUUUGAAGUGCUGGUGAAAUGUUUAACCCUUUUUUCACAUACAGUUUCCCUCACAUUCCCCCUAUCUAAAAAGCAACCCAUCACCCUGCUAUUAACUUUGUGGGGAGAAACGCAAGAUGGAGGCUUUAUGGAGAGGUGGUUUAUGGGUCUGGAAGAUAGAGACAAAUUUCCGGUUCUGGAUGGGGUUGCACUCCUCUGGAAGCAGGUAUAAAGCUUGGAGGUGUAGUUAAUAGUGCCUUUUACCUGUUUUCUCUGGAACAACCGUUUUGGCCGCAUCAGGAUUGGGCUGGCUCGGCUAGUGGUAACCUUGAGACUGGAUUCCUGUAGUGGGCUAUAUGUGGGGCUGCACUUGGGCCUGGUCUAGAAGCUCCAGCUAGUGCAGGAUGCAGGGGCUAGGCUGCUGAUGGUGUCAGAUGGCCAAUAGCAUGGAGCACCUCUGCUAAAACCUCUGCCCUGGCUGCCCAUAUGCUCCUGGACUAGGCCUGAACAACUUUGGGUCCAGGAUAUCUUAAGGACUGCCUGAACCUGUGAUUGGUGAUCAAUCAGUCAGAUCAUCCAGAAGAGCGCUGUUAGUUGUCCCACAUGUUAGAGAGGACUGACUGGUCUCCGCUAGAAGAUGGACAUUCCACAUCUGACCUGUGGAAUAAAUACUAUUUCAGGAGAGAUUUAGCAGGCACUCUUAGUACUUUCAUAAAGAUCUUUUUAUGCUAUUAGGACCUGUGCAGCUGUUAAAACUUUAUUGAUUAGCUAGUCAUUUUCAUAAUCAUUUUAUAUUGUUUUUAUGGUGUUUUAUGUUUUGUUGUAUAUAUUAUUGUACUCUGCCUUGAAAUAUGAGUUGGUGGCAUAUAAAUAAAUGAAUAGCUUGAGAAGGCUGAUUUAGAUUGGGGAAAAUAGCCUAAGAUGAAAGGGGAUGAAACCUCAUUUCCCCUAUCUUUGGAGUAGUUGCUUGGGAUCAGUUAUUAAAAAUAACUGGAUAGUGGAUCUCCUAUGUCACAUUAGUUUUGCCUACUUAAGUUCAUAACAAAGUAAUCUGUAAAAUAUAAAGUACUGUUCCUUACAAUAAACUGCUGUUAAGUUAUAAAAAAGGAUAAAGCUAUUACAUUAAUAGAGGGCUCAGUAUUUACAUGUUUUUCAUCUGCUAAGGAGUAAAAUAUGGUUAGGAUAUUAUGAGAUUAUUUUACACAUUUAGUAAUUAAAACAGUGCUCUCAUCAAAAACAACAGUAUACCUUGUGGAAUGGGAAAACAGACAUUGUAGUUUGUUCCAGUCUUGUAAUUUUUUAUGUGAAUACAACAUUGGGGUUCUAGCAUUAGUGUGAAGGCCUAAUUAGUGCUGAGAGGUUGUUAGUGCAGAAAUUGCCAUAUAUGCAGUUGCCUUCCUACUUUUUCCAGAACCCUGCUGCAGCUGGGCAGUUAAGUUACUCUUGUUGCCUUGUGGAGAUUCAGGUAAGCCUUCAUAGGAGCCAUAGGAGCUGGUGCAAAACUGUCAGCCCACGGUCAUAAGUUGUGAUAAAGUUGAGGUAUCUAGUUCAGAGCAGCCAGGUUUAAGAUUGUAAUUUUACUGUAAAUAUUACUAGUUCUGCUUCUGCUGUUAAAAAUCCAUGUUAUGGGGCUUCUUGAGACGAGAUGGAAGGAGAGGCAGGAGAGAGGCUUCAGCAUCCAUUGUCAUAAUUUGAGUUCUACGCAUGCUGAUGAAAUCCAAAUUUUAAGAAUGUCCUAAGAAUACUGGGGUAUAUUUUUUAACGUAUUUUUAAAUUUAAGAUUUUGUCUCCAUCCGAAAUUGUAUAGAUUCACCUGAUAGUAUGUACUUAUAAGUAUUUUAAAACAAGGCAAUCUCAAGAAAUUUAUUACUAAAAUGAAAUUGUUACUGUCUUGUUGGAAUGGAGUUAAGCAAGAGCAUCUGUAUUCCAGAAAUGUUAUGCUUAUUUACUUUUGUACUGCCUUUCUGAAAACUACCAAGGCAGUGUAUUAAAAAUAAAAAUGUGAUAAAAACAUUGCAAGUACUGCUAAAAGAUACAGAAGUUCAAAUUAGGAAGAUGUGCCUUGACAUAUUUUCUAAAAACAGGGUGGUAGGGGGCAAUUGUAGCUCUGAAAUGGCAUAUACACUGUCCAGUGCUUCUGUACAUGCACUGUAUUUACAGGGCUAGCUAAUAAAUAUUUGAUAAAAUGC
Messenger RNA from Podarcis lilfordi (Lilford's wall lizard), 10801 nucleotides. The record is from the annotation of a GenBank genome assembly. NCBI's taxonomy places the organism in Eukaryota, Metazoa, Chordata, Lepidosauria, Squamata, Lacertidae.